Trachymyrmex cornetzi is the source of this 876-nucleotide messenger RNA. RefSeq names its product putative gustatory receptor 28b. Bases 1 to 876 code for a protein of 291 amino acids. The transcript has 3 exons. NCBI's taxonomy places the organism in Eukaryota, Metazoa, Arthropoda, Insecta, Hymenoptera, Formicidae. The record is from RefSeq and is a predicted model, not a curated record. Gene Ontology annotation, biological process: male courtship behavior; chemosensory behavior; sensory perception of taste. Gene Ontology annotation, cellular component: neuronal cell body; dendrite; axon.
AUGGAGGUCUCUUCGAAAUUACCCUCGAAGACGUACCAAAAACUGUCCAGAUUGAUCCACGUUAAGGAUAUAUUGAGUAAUAUCAUCAGAAUUGUGCAAUUAGUCAUAAAAUUGCCUAAAGUAAUAAAAGAUCAAGACAAUUUUUUCACUAUUCUGAUUCGGGUAUCUACAAUGUACUUCGCCCUGUUGGUGUUACAAAUAAUUAUGUUGUACAUAAACUAUGUUUGUGUAUUAAAAGCAUGCUUUAAGAGAAUUAACGACAAUUUGGUACACAUACAAAAGUUUGUGAUGAAAGAUAUAAAGCCACAUGCCUCCAAUGUGAUAAUGCAUACACAGAGAAAUCAAUUUUUGCUGCAAGAACUCGGAACUUUGAAGAAGCAACAUUUAACGAUUAGCGACGCAGUGAAAAUGCUGAAUAUGAUCUUUUGUCUACCACUCCUUGCUACUAUAGUCAUGUCCUUUUUUAUUGUCACUUUUGAGUUGUAUCUAUAUGCAGUGCGUUGGCAAGAUGGAAUAUUUAUUGGAAUGGAUUGGCACUUUCUUGAUGUGCUUCUAACAUCCCUCAUAUACAAUAUUUUUAAAAUAAUACUAAUUGUAUGGGCCUGCGAGACGGGUAAAGAUCAAGCCCAAAAAAUCGGUACUACCAUUCACGAUUUACUUAAUAGUACCAAUGAUGAGCAAAUUAAAUACGAGUUGCAACUGUUUUCUUUACAAAUAUUACAUCGCAAAAAUACAUUUUCGUUGAAAGGAUUGACAAUAGAUGCGACUCUCCUUGCAGCAAUAGUGGGGAAUAUUACCACGUACUUACUAAUCUUAAUACAAUUUUUAAACAUGACGUAUUCUUGCGACAGAAAGACAGCAGUUAACAUUACAUAA